ACGGGACCGAGGAACAAAAGCAGCCUCGAGAUGCCCGGUGGCCUCCGGCCGCAACACUCACUUCGGCCGAACCCUCGGCCGGACCCACGGCCGAACCCUCGGUCACUGGCACUGCUUACCCGAACCCUCUCGAUACCAUCGGGCUAGCGAGCCAAACCAUGGAAGUGCCGAAGACGCUGAUGACACAAUCCCCAGUCAUCCCCGAAGCAGCCACAGCUAACCAAGCAAGAACCCUGAACACAGCCCUUGUCACAGAUCAAGAUUCAAACGAAGAUUCAGACGAAGAUUCCGAACAAUGGACAUUGCUUGGCAACCGUAGGAAGCCCCGUAGAGAGAUUAUCCAAUGGAUCCAAUCAACUCUUGCACAAAAGUUCAACCUCACAUGCAAACAAACAUUUGAGAAAACUGAAGCCACAACAGACGAUGUUCUGCUUAUUCUUAGCACUUUGUGGGAACGCGCAGUCGAUAUACCUUGUGAUCCUAGACAUCAGCUUGCCUUUCAUACAUUGGUGCUUAUAGGAGGCAUUGGUUUUCGGCCCGGCACUUAUGAGAAUAUGCUUUAUCAACAAGUCAAGCUACUUGUCGUUCGCGAUCCGGAUACAAAACAGCCAAGGCUUGUUGCUGAGAUCACGAUCAAUCAAAACAAGCUAUCGGCUAACAAAAUUGAUAAGGGGGCAGAUGUGGUGACCUUUUCUGCUACUAUGGUACCAUGCCAGAUCGUUUGUUUAGUUACGUUUGUAGCUAUUCAAGCUCUACAUGAUGAUGCCUUCGAAACAGAGUUUUCGUCCUUCGACGAAUUACUUCAGCGUCCAAACUUGGAAGAUGUUGAUUGCAUUGAACUUAGGUGGAAGGAUGGGAUGCAGGAAAAGCCUAUCUUUCCCUUAAAGUACCACAAAUUUCUGGAACUUUGGAACCGGAGAUGGUUGGUAGCGGGCAACAGAAACACUCUCCGGCCCUAUGCGCUGCGAAUCGGCGGUGGAAAUAAAAUUGAUGGUAAGAACCCUUUACCCGUUUCCCUCACUAUUUUGCUUACAAUUUUUACACAAGGUUCCCUUACAUCCGCUAUUUGAAACCACAUCCUGAGCCAUAACACAAAAACAUUCGAAACCUCUUAUCAAGCGAGGCAUAUUCCACAC
This is a messenger RNA of Neurospora tetraspora, 1136 nucleotides long. RefSeq lists its product as uncharacterized. The record is from RefSeq and is a predicted model, not a curated record. The transcript is spliced from 5 exons. The coding region runs from base 159 to 1070 and encodes 303 amino acids. Lineage: Eukaryota; Fungi; Ascomycota; Sordariomycetes; Sordariales; Sordariaceae.